AUGCACCCGAAAGAUAUUAGCAAAAUGUCACCUGAAGAGUUUAAAAACUUUUUAGAUUCUUUUGACACUGUUUUCACUGACUGUGACGGUGUAUUAUGGCUCAAUGACACUCCUAUAAAUGGCGCGUUAGAAACAUUACAAAUGCUUGAAAGUUAUGGCAAAAAAGUUGUUUUUGUGUCAAAUCAUAGCGCUCGUUCAGUAGAGGAUUAUAUUGUCAAAUUUCGAACAAUGAAUUAUGAAGCAACUGCUGACCAAAUAAUUUUACCGUCACAAGCAGUCAUUUGGUAUUUAAAAAAAAUAGGAUUCCAAGGCAAAGCCUAUGUGAUUGCAACUCAAAGAUUUAGAGAAGUAUUAACAGACAAUGGUAUUGAAGUAGUCACUGGGCCAUUAGACAUAGAAGAAAACAUGACAGGAAUAUUGAGUGUUUUAAAGCCUGACCCUGAAAUAAAAGCUGUUAUUAUUGAUUUCGACAUUAAUAUGAACUGGGCUAGACUUUUACGAGCGGCUUCGAUACUUAGAAAUGAGAAUGUUAUAUUUCUAAUUGGUCCAAGAGAUAAAAAAUUACCGAUCUCUAAAACCCAGUCAUUAAUUGGUCCAGGAUGUUUUAUUGACAUAAUUAUAAAUCAUACAAAUAGAACACCGAUUGAGUAUGCGAAACCAUGUGAAAAUUUGAAAAAUUUCAUCUUCGAACAAUUUAAUAUCACUAAUCCACAAAGAUGUAUUUUCAUUGGCGAUUCAUUAUCAGCAGACAUUAAAUUUGCACACUUAUGUGGAUUUAUAAAACUAUGGGUGAGCUCAGGAGUGGACUCGGAAGAUGCUAUCAAAGAAAAUUGUGAAAUAAUGCCAGAUUAUUAUCUAAAAAACUUAGGAGUAAUGAAAACAUUGAAACAACAAUAA
Molecule: messenger RNA, 897 nt
Organism: Cotesia congregata
Lineage: Eukaryota; Metazoa; Arthropoda; Insecta; Hymenoptera; Braconidae
Source: the annotation of a GenBank genome assembly